CCGUGGCGGCCGUCGCGUGCAUUGUUAAAAAUUGAUAAACCAUUAACUACCAAGAAACGCUGACCAUUCUGAGAAAUGUCGCAAACAUUAGUCGCAGGUUUGCAUGAUGCAUUUCGUACUCGGAUGUGCUUGAGGCGGAACAAUACACCAAAACAAUCGCCAGUGCUGAUUGCAGCCCCGGGGACGCCCACGGGGGCCACAGGACACGGGGGCGAGGCAGAGGAGCGCUAAUCCGAGGGCAAGGUGGAGGAAGGGCCCGAGCAGAGGCAGGGCGGGCGGGCAGACGGGGAACUAGAGGCGGAGGGGUACUGUCUGGCGGGGCGGUGGCGCGGCCAACAUGUCGCCCAAUGAUAACUUGUGAAGCGGCGGCGGCGAGCGGCGGCGGCGGCGGCGGCGGCGGCAGUGGCGAGCGUGGCGGAUCCCGGCGGCACUCGCGGUUCUCGGUGGCACUCUGUGACUCCCCUUGUGCUGUGGUGGAGAGCAGACGGCGGCGGCGGCCAUACAGGUCUCGCUGAAAAUGUCCAUGUUGCCCUUCACGCCGCCCGUGGUGAAGAGACUGCUGAGUUUCAAGAAGGGCGAAGGCGAAGACAAAUGGAGUGAGAAGGCGGUCAAGAGUCUCGUGAAGAAACUCAAGAAGUCUGGGGGUCUGGACGAGCUGGAGACAGCCGUGACCACCGAAGACCCGAACACUCGCUGCAUCACCAUCCCCAGGUCACUGGAUGGGCGGCUGCAGGUGUCCCACCGUAAGGGGCUGCCGCAUGUUAUCUAUUGCCGUUUGUGGCGUUGGCCUGAGCUACAGAGCCACCACGAGUUGCGCGCUCUUGACCACUGCACAUACGCGUUUAACCUCAAAAAGGAGGAGGUCUGCGUCAACCCUUAUCACUACACCAAGAUAGAGGCUCCAGCCUUGCCGGCCAUCCUGGUGCCGCGCGGGAGCAGCAGCAGCAGCAGUAGUAGUGGAGGCGGAGGAGGGGGAGUGGGCGGAUCGGGCUCAGAUCCAGGGUCGGCAGAGGACUUGGGCUCCCUAGCUGAUCUCACGGCUGACAGUGUCAGCGACUCGACUUCCCUGACCUCGGUGGCCCCCACCCUCGACCCCCAGCCCACUUUCCCCCCAACCGAGUCUCCUCCGCCUGGCUACAUGAGCGAGGACGGCGACAGUCAUGACCUGCCCGAUAUUACAAAUUACUCAGGUAUUUUAUAAAACCCAUAGUGAGUU
Penaeus indicus is the source of this 1216-nucleotide messenger RNA. Its product is annotated as mothers against decapentaplegic homolog 3-like. Gene Ontology annotation, biological process: SMAD protein signal transduction; positive regulation of transcription by RNA polymerase II; transforming growth factor beta receptor signaling pathway. Gene Ontology annotation, cellular component: heteromeric SMAD protein complex. Bases 518 to 1201 code for a protein of 227 amino acids. Lineage: Eukaryota; Metazoa; Arthropoda; Malacostraca; Decapoda; Penaeidae. Gene Ontology annotation, molecular function: RNA polymerase II cis-regulatory region sequence-specific DNA binding; I-SMAD binding; DNA-binding transcription factor activity, RNA polymerase II-specific. The record is from RefSeq and is a predicted model, not a curated record. The transcript has 5 exons.